AUGAAGGCGACGGUCGAGGCGCUGAUGGGAUUCUUCGAUCUGACAGAGGAGGAGAAGAGUGAGUUCGAAGGGAAGCACGUGUUGGACCCCAUAAGGUACGGGACGAGCUUCAAAGCUUCGGUCGACAAAGUGUUCCUCUGGAGGGAUUUCCUGAAGAUGACGGUGCAUCCAAAGUUUCACUGCCCCACCAAACCAGAAGGCUUGAGUAAAGUUUUGGCAAAGUACUCUGGAGCGCUGCGAAAAUUAGUUAGGGAACUGCUCAAGGGUAUAUCGGAGGGCCUAGGACUCAAACCUGGCUAUAUCGACGAGGCAAUGAACAUGGAUUCAAGCCUACAGAUAUUAGCAACGAAUCUAAUGGAGUUGGCGGCCUUGAAGUUUAUCAUGACGGGAAGUGGGUCUGUUUCACCAGAAAAUGCUCCCGCGGUGAAAUAUAAUUCACCGAAAGUCGUUCUUCGGUUCUUAAUGGUCAAAGCUGAUCUCAUUCCAAAUGCCUUUGUGGUCAACACCGUUGAUCAGCUCGAGAUUGUGAGCAAUGGGAAAUACAAGAGCGUUCUGCAUCGAGCUAUCGUGAACAACAAGGCUGCAAGGCUAUCGAUCCCUUUUUCUACUAGACCAUCGCCUGACACUGUCGUAGUGCCAGCGAAGCAGCUGGUGGAUGGCGAGCACAACCAAGCCACAUACAUCUCGAUGAAUUACAAGGACUACUUGGAAUUUAAACAGAGCAAAGUAAUUGAUGGGAAAUCGUACCUGAAUCAAGUAAAGAUAUGAUUUUGUGCAGCCUACUGUUAUGCUGCAUUAUGUUAAAGAGGGAUGUGUGAUUGUGUUCUG
Molecule: messenger RNA, 828 nt
Organism: Syzygium oleosum
Lineage: Eukaryota; Viridiplantae; Streptophyta; Magnoliopsida; Myrtales; Myrtaceae
Product: 2-oxoglutarate-dependent dioxygenase 19-like
Exons: 5
Coding region: 1-768 (255 amino acids)
Source: RefSeq, a predicted model, not a curated record